AUGGGUAUUUUAGGAUUAUCGAAGUUGAUUGCAGAUAUUGCUCCAAUGGCUGUAAAAGAAACAGAGAUAAAAAAUUAUUUCGGUAGGAAAGUCGCAAUCGACGCUUCUAUGAGCUUGUAUCAAUUCUUAAUUGCUGUAAGAAGUCAAGGUGCUCAGCUAACAUCAGUUGAUGGUGAAACAACAUCACACCUAAUGGGUACCUUCUACAGAACAAUUCGUCUGAUAGAAGAUGGCAUUAAGCCAGUAUAUGUGUUUGACGGUAAACCUCCUGACAUGAAGUCACAUCAGUUGAAUAAGAGGGCCGAAAGACGAGAGGAAGCUGAGAAAGAACUGCAAAAAGCUACCGAGGCUGGUGACACUGCAUCUAUGGACAAGUUCAACCGUCGGUUAGUGAAAGUAACUCAACAGCAUGGGUCUGAAGCUCGUCAGUUGUUGAAACUGAUGGGUAUACCUGUGGUGGAGGCUCCUUGUGAGGCUGAAGCACAGUGUGCUGAAUUAGUCAAAGGUGGCAAGGUGUAUGCCGUGGCCACUGAGGAUAUGGAUGCCUUGACCUUCGGAGCCAAUGUACUGUUGAGGCACCUCACCUUCUCUGAGGCCAGGAAGAUGCCUGUACAAGAGUUCCACCUGGACCAAGUGCUGAGAGGAUUGGAAUUGGAACAGACGGAGUUCAUUGACCUCUGCAUUCUGUUGGGUUGUGAUUACUGCGGCUCUAUCAAAGGGAUCGGACCGAAACGGGCCAUUGAACUCAUCAAGCAACACCGCAGUAUAGAACAGGUUCUUCAUAAUAUCGACACAAAGAAGUACACACCGCCAGAGAAUUGGGAAUAUGAGAACGCUCGGAGACUGUUUCAGCAACCAGAAGUUACCGAGGCCAAGGAUGUUGAGUUGAAAUGGUCGGACCCAGAUGAGGAAGGUCUGGUGAAGUUCCUCUGUGGAGACAAACAGUUCAACGAAGAGCGAGUGAGGAACGGAGCCAAGAAACUGAUGAAGGCUCGCACGGGCACCACGCAGGGACGACUAGAUGGAUUCUUUAAGGUGUUAUCAACAACACCAAAUCCAAAAAGGAAAGCAGAAGAAGAUAAAAAGAGCGCCAACAAAAAAGCAAAAACACCUGGAAGAGGACGGAAACCGAAAUAA
Messenger RNA from Danaus chrysippus (African queen), 1137 nucleotides. The record is from the annotation of a GenBank genome assembly. NCBI's taxonomy places the organism in Eukaryota, Metazoa, Arthropoda, Insecta, Lepidoptera, Nymphalidae.